This is a messenger RNA of Ectocarpus sp. CCAP 1310/34, 803 nucleotides long. Lineage: Eukaryota; Phaeophyceae; Ectocarpales; Ectocarpaceae. The record is from the annotation of a GenBank genome assembly.
AGAGAUCAUGGAAGACCUACCCACCCCAGACAUCGAGGCCUACGUUGGUGGCAACCAGCAAGCUUGCUACGUACAGCUAGUUGACGUUCUCUCGGCUUUGCCUGCCGGGGAAGAAAACACGGAUGUCGGACGAGCGUUCGCCUUUGAGGUCCCUUCGAAAGUCGGAGCUCGCUACUGCUCGCAUCUAUCGGCGCCUGAACCGCUUGAAGACAUGAGCCACGCGAAGCGCAAGAAGGCAGCUGCCGACCACCCGGGCCUUUGCGGCGUCUACCACGCUCAUAUCAUCGCGGCAGUGAGGACGCAGGACGUGGCCGAGAAAUGGAAUCAAACGACAGGGAACAAGUACCGCAAUCAGGUGCGUGCAUACUACGUGUUUAGGUUGCACACGCUCCGCAUAAUUGGUGUAUUUUUUGUAUGCGAGGACUGGUGCGCUACAACACAGCAGCUGCAGCAGCAGCUGCUGCCUGUUGCCGGGGUUGAGAAACACAUGUGUUGGAUAUGCUGUACAUCUCAACAAUGGCGCGGCGCGGGGCUUUUGAAGGCAGUCCACUAGUUGCCCAUUUUGUCGACUGCUUCGUUUGUCAUGGUUGGUCGGCGAACAUGAAGAAGGACGUUAGUUGGUGCGUCUAUGGCGGUAGGGUUGUGCGGGAUGUGGAAGGCGCCCCUGCCUUCGAGGAGUGUGUGCAAGGGCCUACCGUGUGCGUUAGGGUUGAUAUCGUAUGCCUGUGCUCUGAGUUUUGCAGGUCUGUGCUUUUUGGUUUUGAAGCAUUCCGCCCGAGCAACGCGUCUUUUGCGGAGAGGUU